Puma concolor (puma) is the source of this 1926-nucleotide messenger RNA. Lineage: Eukaryota; Metazoa; Chordata; Mammalia; Carnivora; Felidae. The record is from RefSeq and is a predicted model, not a curated record.
AUGGAGAGCAGGGUUGGAGGAUUCGCUGAACGCGGCUGUGUAGACAGUUGCCGGAGCAACUGGAUAUGGUGCGGAAAACUGAGGCGAAAAGAGCUGUCGACUCGGCACGUGAUAGGUACAAGAACUAGUCCAAGUAACUUGGAACAAUGGACAAACUACAUUCAUGGGUGGCAGGAUCGUUGGGUAGUUUUGAAAAAUAAUACUCUGAGUUACUACAAAUCUGAAGAUGAGACAGAGUACGGCUGCAGAGGAUCCAUCUGUCUUAGCAAGGCUGUCAUCACACCUCAUGAUUUUGAUGAAUGUCGAUUUGAUAUUAGUGUAAAUGAUAGCGUUUGGUAUCUUCGUGCUCAGGAUCCAGAUCACAGACAACAAUGGAUAGAUGCCAUCGAACAGCACAAGACCGAAUCUGGAUAUGGAUCUGAAUCCAGCUUGCGUCGACAUGGCUCUAUGGUGUCACUGGUGUCUGGAGCAAGUGGCUAUUCUGCAACAUCCACCUCUUCAUUCAAGAAAGGUCACAGUUUACGUGAAAAACUGGCUGAAAUGGAAACCUUUAGAGAUAUCCUGUGUAGACAAGUUGAUACUUUACAGAAGUACUUUGAUGCCUGUGCUGAUGCUGUCUCCAAGGAUGAACUUCAAAGGGAUAAAGUGGUAGAAGAUGAUGAAGAUGACUUUCCUACAACACGUUCCGAUGGAGACUUCUUGCAUAAUACUAAUGGCAAUAAGGAAAAGUUAUUUCCACAUGUAACACCAAGAGGAAUUAAUGGUAUAGACUUUAAAGGGGAGGCGAUAACUUUUAAAGCAACUACUGCUGGAAUCCUUGCUACACUUUCUCAUUGUAUUGAACUGAUGGUAAAACGUGAGGACAGCUGGCAAAAAAGACUGGAUAAGGAAACUGAGAAGAGAAGAAGAAUAGAAGAAGCAUACAAAAAUGCCAUGACAGAACUCAAGAAAAAAUCCCACUUUGGAGGACCAGAUUAUGAGGAAGGUCCAAACAGUCUGAUUAAUGAAGAAGAGUUCUUUGAUGCUGUUGAAGCUGCUCUUGACAGACAAGAUAAAAUAGAAGAACAGUCACAGAGUGAAAAGGUCAGAUUACAUUGGCCUACAUCCAUGCCAUCUGGAGAUGCCUUUUCUUCUGUGGGGACUCAUAGGUUUGUCCAAAAGCCCUAUAGUCGCUCUUCCUCCAUGUCUUCCAUUGAUCUCGUCAGUGCCUCUGACGAUGUUCACAGAUUCAGCUCCCAGGUUGAAGAGAUGGUGCAAAACCACAUGACUUACUCAUUACAGGAUGUAGGUGGAGAUGCUAAUUGGCAGUUGGUUGUAGAAGAAGGAGAAAUGAAGGUAUAUAGAAGGGAAGUAGAAGAAAAUGGGAUUGUUUUGGAUCCUUUGAAAGCUACCCAUGCAGUGAAAGGCGUUACAGGACACGAAGUCUGCAAUUAUUUCUGGAAUGUUGAUGUUCGCAAUGAUUGGGAAACAACUAUAGAAAACUUUCAUGUGGUGGAAACAUUAGCUGAUAAUGCAAUCAUCAUUUAUCAAACGCACAAGAGGGUGUGGCCUGCUUCUCAGCGAGAUGUAUUAUAUCUCUCUGCCAUUAGAAAGAUACCAGCCUUGACUGAAAAUGACCCCGAAACUUGGAUAGUGUGUAAUUUUUCUGUGGAUCACGACAGUGCUCCACUAAACAAUCGAUGCGUCCGUGCCAAAAUAAAUAUUGCUAUGAUUUGUCAAACCUUGGUAAGCCCACCAGAGGGAAACCAGGAGAUCAGCAGGGACAACAUUCUAUGCAAGAUUACGUAUGUAGCUAAUGUGAACCCUGGAGGAUGGGCACCAGCCUCAGUGUUAAGGGCAGUGGCAAAGCGAGAGUAUCCAAAGUUUCUAAAACGCUUUACUUCUUAUGUCCAAGAAAAAACUGCAGGAAAACCUAUUUUGUUCUAG